Molecule: messenger RNA, 2941 nt
Organism: Chionomys nivalis (European snow vole)
Lineage: Eukaryota; Metazoa; Chordata; Mammalia; Rodentia; Cricetidae
Gene: Pdzrn4
Product: PDZ domain containing ring finger 4
Exons: 8
Coding region: 34-2361 (775 amino acids)
Molecular function (GO): protein binding
Source: RefSeq, a predicted model, not a curated record
UCGAAGAUUUGUGCUCUCUCCCUGCUUCCUAGAAUGGGCUGCAAUUUGUGCACUUUUCAGAAAAGAGAGGAACACUACAAACUCCUGUACGAAGUUUCCCAGGUCAAUGGCAAGGAUCUGUCAAAGGCCACCCAUGAAGAGGCAGUGGAAGCUUUUCGAAACGCCAAGGAGCCCAUCGUGGUGCAGGUGUUAAGACGGACUCCCCUCAGCCGACCGACGUAUGGCAUGGUCCCAGAAGUCCAGCUCAUGAAUGCCAGCACACAGACGGACAUCACGUUUGAACACAUCAUGGCCCUGGCCAAGCUUCGACCCCUUACUCCUCCAGUGCCAGACACCUGUCCAUUUCUGCUUUCAGACAGCUGUCACUCUCUCCAUCCUAUGGAGCAUGGAUUUUAUGAAGACAAUGAGUACGUCCCCAGCUUGCCGGCUGAGGCAGAAAGAGCAGAAGACUUCGAGUAUGAGGAGGUUGAGCUGUGUCGUGUUAGCAGUCAAGAGAAACUGGGCCUGACGGUCUGCUACCGAACCGACGAUGAAGAAGACAUGGGCAUUUAUGUCAGUGAGGUUGACCCAAAUAGCAUUGCUGCCAAGGAUGGCCGGAUUCGAGAAGGGGAUCGUAUUUUACAAAUAAAUGGGGAAGACAUCCAGAACCGGGAAGAGGCCGUGGCUCUGCUGUCGAGCGAGGAGUGUAAGAGACUUGUGCUCCUGGUCGCCAGGCCCGACAUGCAGCUGGAUGAAGGCUGGCUGGAAGAUGAAAGGAAUGAAUUCUUAGAGGAGUUAAACUCAGAGAUGCUGGAGGAAGAACAUAAUGAAGGGGCCCAGUGCACAGCCAAUGAGCUACAGCAGCCAAAGAAGCAGGAAGAAGAAGAAGGCACAACAGACACAGCGACAUCUUCUUCCAACAACCAGGAGAAGGACAGUGGAGUGGGGCGCACGGAUGAGAGCUUGCGGAAUGAUGAGAGCUCCGAGCAGGAGAAUGCAGUCGAGGACCCCCAUAGAACGUCUUUGAAGAGCAAGAGAGAGCUGGGGCAAAGCCAAGACACCCUAGGAAGCCUUGAGCUUCAAUGCAACGAGAGCUUUGCUGGUGGAGAGUGCUUGGACUCGGACUGUGCCGGCAACCACGAGGUGUGUGAAGGAUUCCAGCAGCUGCUGGAGCUUAAGAUUCGAAACCACGGAGACUAUGACCUGUACUACUCAAGUAGCACAAUUGAAUGCAACCGAGGGGCGCAGGACGAGGUGGAGCAUGAGCUGCAGCUGCUUAACGAAGAGCUAAGAAACAUUGAGCUGGAGUGCCAGAACAUCAUGCAGGCUCACAGGCUCCAGAAGGUGACGGACCAGUAUGGAGACAUCCGGGCACUGCAUGAUGGAGGAUUCCGAAACUACAGCACCAGCCUGGAUACGACGAGGGGAAAACUGGAUGACAUCAUGGAACAUCCCGAAAAGUCAGACAAGGACAGCUCAAGUGCAUACAACACAGCCGAGAGCAGCAGAAGCACUCCACUAACUAUAGACCGAUCUCCCGACAGCUCCCUUCCAAGAAUGAUCAACCUCGCCAAUAAGAAAAAUCUGAGAAGCACAAUGACAGCCCAUCAGUCCGCUUCCAGACCCAGCACCAAGGAAUACACGUCUACCCAUGUCAAAACCACUGAUGAAGGUUGCAGCAUUGAAAGCCUGGAGAAGAGUCUAGAAACUCACCAGCUUCUGGAUCAGGACAACACAAUCAAUGAGCACACUCCAUAUCUCUCUCCUUACCACAGCUCCGCCUACAGAUAUGCCAACAUCCCUGCGCAUGCCCGGCAUUAUCAAAGCUACAUGCAGUUAAUUCAACAGAGAUCUGCCGUGGAGUACGCCCAGAGUCAGCUCAGCUUGGUGAGCAUGUGCAAGGAAUCGCAAAAGGGCUCAGAGCCCAAGAUGGAGUGGAAGGUAAAAAUUAGGAGUGACGGAACCCGGUACAUAACAAAGAGACCAGUGCGAGACCGAAUUCUGAAGGAACGUGCCUUAAAGAUCAAGGAGGAGAGGAGUGGCAUGACGACAGACGACGACACCAUGAGCGAGAUGAAAAUGGGGCGCUACUGGAGCAAGGAGGAGAGAAAGCAACAUCUGGUCCGGGCCAAGGAGCAACGCCGGCGCAGGGAGUUCAUGAUGCGGAGCCGGCUGGAGUGUCUCAAGGAGAGCCCGCAGAGCAGCGGCGAGGGCAAGAAGGAGUUGAGCAUCAUAGAACUGAGCCACAAAAAGAUGAUGAAAAAGAGAAACAAGAAAAUUUUGGAUAACUGGAUGACAAUCCAAGAACUGAUGACCCAUGGAGCCAAAUCUCCAGAUGGCACGAGAGUCCAUAAUGCCUUUCUGUCGGUGACCACCGUAUGACCAGGCGAAUGGGACAAGUGGCUUACGGAGCAUGCUACCAGUUUCGGUAGAGUAUGAUUGCCUCGUUCAAUGUGGCAUUUUUAUAUAUAUUUUGUGACUUUACAGUUUAAAUUUUUUGUAAGCAAAAAUAUCUGGUACUUUUUAAUUUGUUUUUCAUAUGCUGGUACCUUCUUUGGCUACUAUCUUUCCUUAACUUGUGAUAUAUUCAUAGCACUCAUUUAUAGAAAAAAGAUAAAACAAUGAAAAAACAAAGGAAAGGAAAAAACUCAAACAAAAACUAAGGCUCUAAUUAAUUUCCUAUUUUAAUGUAUCGAUUGUAAGUUAAAAUCUGGAUUUAUUUCUCUAAUUUUCUUAUUUUCUAUUUUAAUAAUUCAAUGUCAAAACACAUCUAUGCUUACUUCCUGGCAUAGUGAAUACUAAAUCAAAUCUGCUCGUAAACUACAUGCCACAUCUUGUCUUAUACAUGGAAUAACACCCCUUUUAACGGCCUUGUGUACUUUUAGCACAUUAAUGGCAGUUGUCUUUGUCUCAGUAAAGUGUGGGUGGACAAUCUUCCUGUGAUAUGUAGUAACACUGGUCA